CACCAUCUCGAUUUGCCAGGUGCCUCUUGAUUUCUCGGCUUGUCAAAGAUUUUCACACGCCAUUUGGGUAAGGGACAGUCAUGGACAAUAGCCUGGAUUCCCGCCCCGCGAAGAGAGCAAAGAAGGGAUUCAACGGCUAGACACCUUGGAAAAUGAACCCAAGCGCGUGCCACAGAGAAUGGACGCGUCAAAGACAGCGGAUCCCAUUCCUUCUCUACCGGAGUUCUCUACUGAAGUAGCGGAGACUAAUGAAUGGGAGAACUGGGAGGAAACAGCACUCUUACACAUGACGAGCCAAACACUCGAGAGGGUAACACUUCAAGCCCAUGAGCUAAUAUCACUGAUUAAAGAAUUCUACGCAAAUUUCCACCCACUCUUCCCAAUCCUCCCAUCGCUCCCCGAUUUCAUCAAGGCCUACGAUGCUAAUACGCUUCUCCUGUGGACCAUCAUUGCAAUUACAUCUAAAGAGUCUCCCGAGUAUUCUCAUCUAUGUGUCACUCUCAUCGACCCCGUCCGCAGUCUUGCUGGUGAUCUAUACCACACUCAAAGUCGGAACUUUGAAACCAUACAGGCGCUAUUACUGCUAUGCAUCUGGCCCUUUCCAUUUCAACAAACCGUGCAUGAUCCAUCGCCGAUGUACUGCAGCCUUGCGACUCAACUCUCCUACCAGCUAGGUUUGCAUAGACCGAAUCUGCAUAUGCAUUGGGAAUACGGAGCGACAGCCCCAAAUGCUCGGGUCGAUCUGCAACGAAGAAAGGCCUGGGUUGGAUGCUUUGUUGUUAACCAUAUUAUCUCUACGAGACUUGGCACCCCCUCAGCAGUUCAACCUGGCCGUGCUAUCCUCUCGGAAAUUGCCGGAAGCUCCACUUCAGAGUUACCAGCGCCUCUGCUGCACUAUGCUCACAUCGCAUACAUUGGGGUGAAAGCCCUCGAGGCUCUUGGGGAUGACGCAUCAUCUGCCACCGGCGAGACCAAAUACCCAAUCCCGCUAGUCACCACCUUUGACCAAAAGCUGACCACCAUGCGUGAAAGCCUAAGUUCGAAAUGGUAGGAACUGGCAGAAGCUUUCUUGUUGGAGACCAGACUGCAGAUCCUCUCUUUUGCACUUGAUGAACAGAACUAUCCGGAUUCGAUGCUGGCAAUUGACCUUUCUACGUUGACUAUAUAUGAACAAGCCUCUACUGCUUCUCAACGUGUCCUUG
Molecule: messenger RNA, 1202 nt
Organism: Aspergillus ibericus CBS 121593
Lineage: Eukaryota; Fungi; Ascomycota; Eurotiomycetes; Eurotiales; Aspergillaceae
Exons: 4
Coding region: 179-1051 (290 amino acids)
Biological process (GO): DNA-templated transcription; regulation of DNA-templated transcription
Cellular component (GO): nucleus
Molecular function (GO): zinc ion binding; transcription cis-regulatory region binding; DNA-binding transcription factor activity, RNA polymerase II-specific
Source: RefSeq, a predicted model, not a curated record